GUGCGAGUUCUGUUCCAUUUCCUGCGUUGCCAGGGGGACGAACGUAAACAAAACUCUUCAAAAAGCUGAUGGCAUUCGUGUUGAGCAGAACGAUGUAUAAACCCUGGUAAGAAACGUCUGAAAUAAUGUUCUCUCAUUACGCAUACUAGAAAGACGGGCCAGUGUAAAACUACAGUAACAGUGUUUUGAAAACGUUCUGUUUGAGCCUUUGCUUGUUCUCGAUACCAUGGCAUUGCACCACAGCGCUUAAGUUGCUGUAUCCUCCCUGACCAGCGUGUGAUCUGUUUUCGUAAUGGCCACCGAUGCAGUGAACGUUUUGAUGAUUAAUAAGUGCAUCUACAUUCUGCAACCUACAUUAUAAGCAUGGCAGACGCCCAGGACAGUGUUCCAUCCUUGGGCUUCAACCACAGGCGGAUACACAGCAAUGCAGGCAAACUAUAUAGAGGAUUUAGAUUUAAAACAGAAAUACCUUCGAUUCCCUCAAAAUAUCAAACAGUGGUCAUCUGCAACACAGAAAGGAAAGGGUUCACUUCUCAAACUAAAAGAUUCCUCUAUGAAACCAACCAGAAUGAAAAUCCAGGCCCAGGAUCUUAUGACUUUACCCAUGGACCAGCUGAGAUCAUCAGCACCUCUUUUUCAAAGAAAGGAACUUCCAGCUUUGCAUCCAAGGCUGCCAGACAACCUCGAAAUGCCAUCCAAAAAACUCCAGCAGCCAAUGCUUACAGAAUUAAGUCUUCGCUGAUGUCCCAGAAGAACAAUUUUGGCAAUUCCAGCAUGUUUAAGAAGCCAAUUGCAGUUAAUGUUGAGAAACUGAAGAAGAGCAGUCCAGCACCCAACCAAUAUGAUGUAUCCAAAGGCAACAUUGGAAUGAGUAACAGUGUCGCAGCUCAAUCAGCCUUUUUAUCCAAAACUAAAAGAGAACACACCCCUCGAAGAAACCUCAAAGUGCCCUCCCCGUGCCAUUACAACGUCAACUAUUCCCUCAUUGAAGCAUCGCCAAAAGUUGCAGUUUCUUGCUUCAAGUCAACCACAAUGAGAGGACGAGCUGCUGAUCAAGCACUAAACCCAGGGCCUGGAGCCUACAAUCCGUAUGAGGCGCCUGAGCCAGUGAAAAAGAUCGUCUUUCCAAAAAGGCAUUAUCUCAGUAUUUCUGCGCCUGCCAUGCAAAUACCCAAGAUGCCUCCUCCUCCUGCACCAGGGCAGUAUGAAAUUGUAGAUUAUUUUGGACCUCCUAAGCAUUACAUGUCGAGUGCAGUGUUUGUAUCCAACACAAGCCGCUGGACAGGAGACACCCAUGGAAAGGGACUGCCUGGGCCAGGUUAUUAUGAGCCGGAGAAGCCAACAAAACAGUCUUUUCUGUACAACUUCUGUAACAAGUGGGUUCCUCCUUGAGAAGAUUUCUGUGCAGUGGAGAGGAUUGCAGCACAGUAACUCACUGAAGAGCUGCUGUCUUACCAGAAGCCUUUCAAUUCCUCAUCCUGAACAUUAAACAAACAAACAAACAAAUAAGCUUAUAUGUUACCACUAUCCAGAGACCUAUAAUCCCCUGCAGCAAUGUUUUGUCACAAAUGGUCCCUAAUCAGUUUGCCUAUAUUUAUACUCAAUUGGUUCAUGAUAUCAUAAGGCAGGUCCAAAACUACCUUGUUUGGAAAUGCAACCUGUUGCCACCAAACAACUAGUUGUGGACCGUUUGCAAGCUUUAGCACAACUGGUUUGGUUGAAAAGAGCAGGGUUCUAGUUUAGAGUGAUCAACUCAAGCGAAUUUUAUGUGUCUAUUUUCUGAUUGACUGUUUUCCAUGGUGCCUGCUAUUUCACCGGACGAGCAAGCUAGCAACUUACCCUAAGGUAUUUAUUUUUAAAAUUAUUAUUAUGGAGCCGCUAUUUCUCAAUAAAUAACUACAGUUAUCACAGAUUGUGUUAUUUGGAUAGCAGUGCCAUAGUGGAAAAUGAGCCCAAAGGUAAGUUGUACAACUAGCUAGGUGCAGAGCUAGCUUCAUACAGAGAAUGCACUGACUGGGAACUAUAGGAUAGCUGAGCUGAGUAACAUGUUAUAAUUUAUCUAGUAUAACCCUGUUUGAAUCAAUGAUAAAGCUUCCUUUCUCAAAUGAAAAUAGUUAAUAAAUAAAAUGUGUACAUUGAAUGGAAUAUAUAUUUUGAGUGAAGUUAAUCAAAUAAAUCUAUGAAUUAAGAAAGUUUCCGUUUGUGCUGAUAGUUUGGAUUUAUUAUACUUUUUUUUUCUUUUUUGCAAAGAGGCUUGGUGGUCAGGUGGUUAAAUAAAGGGGGUUUUGUUACCAGGAGGUUCCAGGUUCAGUCCCAGCUCAGCCACUGACUCCCUGUGUGUGAUCGUGAGUAAGUCACUUA
This is a messenger RNA of Polyodon spathula (Mississippi paddlefish), 2361 nucleotides long. It is a transcript of the gene stpg1, whose product is annotated as sperm-tail PG-rich repeat containing 1. The record is from RefSeq and is a predicted model, not a curated record. Gene Ontology annotation, biological process: epigenetic programing of male pronucleus. Gene Ontology annotation, molecular function: chromatin binding; histone binding. The transcript is spliced from 9 exons. Bases 364 to 1392 code for a protein of 342 amino acids. Gene Ontology annotation, cellular component: germinal vesicle; female pronucleus; male pronucleus. NCBI's taxonomy places the organism in Eukaryota, Metazoa, Chordata, Actinopteri, Acipenseriformes, Polyodontidae.